Radiomyces spectabilis is the source of this 2916-nucleotide messenger RNA. RefSeq lists its product as uncharacterized. Gene Ontology annotation, molecular function: nuclease activity; RNA binding. The coding region runs from base 191 to 2848 and encodes 885 amino acids. Gene Ontology annotation, cellular component: RISC complex; cytosol; nucleus. The transcript is spliced from 13 exons. The record is from RefSeq and is a predicted model, not a curated record. Gene Ontology annotation, biological process: regulatory ncRNA-mediated gene silencing; mRNA catabolic process. NCBI's taxonomy places the organism in Eukaryota, Fungi, Mucoromycota, Mucoromycetes, Mucorales, Radiomycetaceae.
UUGGACAAACGAAUCACUUCACACACUCCGCAUGAGAAGACGGUGAUUGAAACCCAGCCAUGAGUAUGGUUGGGCUCAGAGCAUCACGUCCUGUUUCUUUUUUUUUUAACAACUUGUUCUUUUUCCUCCUCGUUCGCAGUAGAAAAAGAGUUGCUUUUAUACUAUCAAGUAAAACUUUUACAUAAAAAAUAUGGUACAACACAACAAAGCCGUGGUGAAGAAUGUCCUGAGCGGUGAUACCGUCAUCUUGCGAGGCAAUCCCCGAGCGGGUGGUCCACCUCCUGAGCGCCUGUUGGCUUUAUCCAAUGUUCAAGCACCUCGCUUGGGAAACACCAACAGAGAUGAUGAACCUUUUGCUUUCGGAUCACGUGAAUUCCUGCGUAGAUUGCUGGUGGGCAAGGAAGUGACAUUUGUGCCCGAGUAUACCGUGACUACUACCAAUCCUCCUCGAGAAUACGGCUCUAUCUGGAUCAAUGGCAGCAAUGUGACUGAACUCGGUUUGCAAAACGGCUGGCUCAAAGUGCGUGAAGGAAAGCCCCGUUCCGGUCAAGAUGCCGAAGCUUACGAAGACUUGCUGGCAUCCCUCCACGAUAUGGAAGACAAUGCCAAGCAAGCAAAGAAAGGUCAAUGGAGUGAAACCGACAAGGGAAUCCGUGAUAUUGCUUUUACAUUUACAGGCGAUGCUCGAUCAUUUUUGAAUCAAUACAAGGGCCAACCUUUGGAGGCUGUCAUUGAGCAAAUUCGGGACGCUUCCACUUACCGAGUGCUUCUUCUUUUGCCCAACAAGAAACAGCAGGUGGUUACCUUGUUUUUGACAGGUAUCAAGGCCCCCGCUUGCAAACGCGACAAUUCGGACACACCUGCUGAACCGUUUGGUGAAGAAGCCAAGUUCUUUGUGGAAAGCCGUUUAUUACAGCGUGGUGUCAAGGUUAUCUUGGAAGGCGUGGCCCAAAGUGGCGGACAAAACUUUGUAGGCACCGUCAAACAUCCUGCAGGCAAUAUUGCGGAGCUGUUGCUGGCCAACGGAUUAGCAAAAUGUGUGGAUUGGAGUAUCACCAUGGCCACCGACGGACCCUUACCCCUGAGAAACGCAGAAAAGCUUGCCAAAGAGAAGAAAUUACGUCUCUGGCGCGAUUUUGUGGCCAAGGAAAAGACUAAUGACAGCGAAUUCGAUGCACACGUGGUCAAGAUUGUGAAUGGAGACACAUUGAUGGUAAAGACAUCAUCUGGCGUUGUAAGAAAGAUUCAGUUGGCCAGUCUGAAGCAGGCACCUAGAGGCACUGCUACUAGCGCACCUGGUGGUAGCUCGAAAUCCAAAGAUGUGCGAGAAGUCGGCUAUCAGUUUGAAGCGAGAGAAUUCCUUCGAAAGAAAUUGAUUGGCAAACAGGUUCAUGUUGUCAUUGACUAUCACAAACCGGCUCAGGACGGCUUUGAAGCCAAGGAUUGUGCUACAGUGGUGAUUGGUAAUAACUACAUCGCCGAACAAUUGGUGGAACGCGGUUUGGCCACUGUGAUUCGUCAUCGCAAAGACGACGAUAACCGAUCGCACCGCUAUGAUCAGUUACUUUUGGCCGAAGAAAAAGCACAAACGGGUCAGAAGGGUUUGCACAGUAACAAAGAGCAACCCAUUGUUCGUAUCGUCGAUGCUUCCGAGAAUGUUACCAAAGCACGCCAAUUUUUAUCCUUUAUGAAGCGCAGUGGCAAGGUGCAUGCGGUUGUGGAUCAUGUGGCGAAUGGUUCCCGUUUAUUCGUAUGGGUGCCCAAAGAUAACUGUCGUCUGACCUUUGUUUUGGCCGGCAUUCGUGCUCCUCGUGUGGGGCGUACUGCCAAUGACGCUUCCGAGCCUUACGGACCUGAAGCACUGAAUUAUGUAUCUGACCGCUGUCUGCAACAUGACGUGGAGAUUGAAAUCGAGAAUGUUGAUAAAACCGGAUCGUUUAUCGGCUCCGUGUUUGUCAAUGGAGAGAAUUUGGCGGUAUCUUUGCUGAAUGCCGGUUUGGCCACCAUUCAUGAAUUCAGUGCCAACGAAUCGCACUAUGCAAAUCAGCUGUUCACCGCGGAACGUACAGCUCGUGUGGAGAAGAAGGGAUUAUGGAAAGACUACAAUGAGGCCGAAGAGGAAGAAGCACAGGAAGAGAAAGACGAUGUGGUGAUGGCACCUCGUCGAGAAUACAUUGAUGUGGUCAUUCCCGAGUUCCUGAGCGGUUCUCACUUUUACGUUCAGGUGGUGGGACCUGAGAUCCGUGAAUUGGAGAAUUUGAUGUCGGAGUUAUCGCGCUACUUCAACGGCCGUCCGGCGGAAACCAUUCGUCCACGCAAAGGUGAUUUGGUGGGUGCCAAGUUUACCGAAGACAAUGACUGGUAUCGUGCCAAGGUCCGCAAAGUCACCUCCGACAGUGCCGACGUCCUUUACAUCGAUUAUGGCAACUCUGAAAUGAUUCCCUUGUCCCGCUUGCGAACGUUACCGGACCGAUUCAAGACGCUGAAACCUCAAGCUCAGGAAGCCGUCCUGUCGUUUGUCAAGAGCCCUGCCAAGGACGAAGAUUAUGGUAUCGAAGCUUACGAACGAUUUGUGGAAUUGGCCGGUGGUAAACAAUUGGUGGCCAAUGUGGAUGCUCGUGAGAAUGGUUUGCUGUGCUUGACAUUAUAUGAUCCUUCUCUUUCGAGCAAUGCCGAGGCGAGUCUGAAUCUGGAUAUGGUUCGUGACGGUCAAGCCUUGGUGACGCCUAAAGUACGCUAUGCUCGCGGCAAUCCCAUGCUGAAAUCGCUGGAAGAAGCCUCCGAAGCCGCCAAGAGAGAAAGACUUGGCAUGUUUGAAUAUGGUGAUAUUACCGCUACAGAAGACUAAAUUUUGCAUCCCUCUUUUUGCUGCAGAACCACGAUACUUUUUCCAUAAUAAAUUUCCAGGAUUCAUCA